This is a messenger RNA of Funneliformis caledonium, 171 nucleotides long. NCBI's taxonomy places the organism in Eukaryota, Fungi, Glomeromycota, Glomeromycetes, Glomerales, Glomeraceae. The record is from the annotation of a GenBank genome assembly.
AUUUCGUUCACAGGACGAAUUUAUGAUUUUAUUCAAUUACAUCAUACUUGUUCUUUAUAUCAAGAGUUUAAUAGAUUCUUGUACAACCUUCCUUGUAGAAUCACCACUCAAAGCAGUCGUAGCAUAAUACAAUUUGACGUGGUAACAAUUCAUCUUCGUCAUGGCAAAUAA